This is a messenger RNA of Aspergillus versicolor CBS 583.65, 1636 nucleotides long. RefSeq lists its product as uncharacterized. The transcript is spliced from 4 exons. NCBI's taxonomy places the organism in Eukaryota, Fungi, Ascomycota, Eurotiomycetes, Eurotiales, Aspergillaceae. The record is from RefSeq and is a predicted model, not a curated record. The coding region runs from base 47 to 1525 and encodes 492 amino acids.
CUUCAUUUUACAACCUCCUGUGCGACAAAAAACCACAUAAAUAACCAUGGCAUUCGAGUUUAUCGACAAUAGCGUCGCGAUCGACCGCGUAGCGAGGCGACGCAUUCGCACCCACGCAGCGAGAGGCAAGAACGCCAACAGAACUCUAGCACGCUCCUCUAAGGCCGUUGUUCUUAAGAAAGACAAUUCUGUGACUCCGUUUCGUGCACCUGCGAGCAUUCGAAAAGCCCAUCGAUCGACAAGCGACAGGGUUAGUGAUGCGGAGGUGGUUGAAAUUGAGAGACCGGUUAGUGAUGGAGUAUUGUUCCCUAUACCGGUACCUGCGAGGUCGAGGGGAUUGGUUCGAGAGGCUCUGUUCUUCUUCAGCAGCGCUCGAUAUAACCCUGAACUUGAUGGCGCGUUAGAAAUGCCAGACCAUAUGGGGUCCGUCUGGGUGCGAUAUUUCUUUCUCGACGAGGCUUACUUCCACUGUUCCGUGGCAACAACGAUCCUCUGCUCCAAGAACCUCGUCAAUGAGACCACGCAAGGCAUGUACCAUAUUGCGCGCACCUAUCGAAUUAUCCAGGAGCGGUUGAUGAACGCUACAGAUGCGACGUCGGAUAUUACUAUUGCGAUACUCGUGGUUAUGUCACAGUACGAACGGUUGCAAGGCCAGUAUGAGCGGGGCUAUGUUCAUAUUCAGGGCUUGCGCCGGAUGAUUGAAUUGCGUGGCGGUGUUAAGCGGUUUGGUGGUGAGUGCUGUGGUGUUAUCCUAAAGGUUCUGAGGGCUGAUUUGGAGUACGCUUUGCAACUUGGCUCAAGGACGUUAUUUGGCUUUGACGGCGUCGAGUAUCUUCGUACUCUAAGAUCCGUCCAUUCUGAUGAUGAGACGAGGCCAAAUAGCCAACUCGACAAUUUGGAGACUGAUGGACUCCUGCAAGACCUCCUGCGAGAAGAUCUAUGGACAACAUCUAAGUGCAUAAAAAGCGUCGCCGUAAAGCUCAACGAAGCUGGUGCUGGACAAAGACAAAAACUAGGUGCCGACGAAUUUCAUCAUACUAUUUUAUUCCUAGGAUAUUCCCUUCUGCAAAUAAGCCCGCUCAGCGAUUCUGAAUCUGAUUCGACUCCCGCGCCGAACAUGAGUAUCCUUGAGAAAGCCAUCUACCUUGGACUUAUUGCGUUCUUGGUGUCGUUUCUAAGGGGAUUGGAUCAGCGUAUAUCAGAAAACCCUCUAUUGUCUCAACGGCUUCGUCUCACUAUCAAGGAUCUAUCGCUAUCUGUCGAAACAGGUCAGGGGAGCAAGGUUGAUAAAUGCGUGCUUCUCUGGACGCUCUUUAUCGGGUCGGUUGCUAUAUUCAAACCUUCAGAUGAUGAGUGGCUCGUACCUACAACCCGCACUGCCAUGCAAACACUGGAUCUUUCUACCUGGGAAGAUGUCAGGCGGAUACUAGCUACAUUCCCUUGGGUUAAUGCACUGCACGACCGAGCAGGCAUAGUGCUGUGUUCUACACAAAAGUUUCUCGAAAUCCCGUAUCAAUCAAUUUGAGUUCUCAAAGCUAACAUAUCAAACAACUAAUUCGCCAUGUGAAACUUAUUUCCCGAAUGCCUUUUCCACUGCACCGGGUGCGGUGGCAUCGAUUUCCUUAACAAUGAGGUC